AUGCAAGAAAGUUCGACAGAAUCUAAUAAUAUUAAUGAACUAGAUUUCGAUCCUAAUAAUAAUUCUUUCAGACCUUGUGUUUAUUUUCUUAGCUCAUGGUUAGAUAAAUAUAAAAAAAGUAAACUAGAAUUCUAUUCUGUUACAUUCGGUAUAUCGGGCAUUAGUUUAAUUGCUCUUGGUCUAUGUGUUUUUAUUAUAAUCUAUACAGCAUAUGAUUAUUAUGGAAUAAAUAAAAUUAAUUGUUCCAUUGUAAAUAUAACACAUACGCAUGUGAAAUUAUGUGAAGCACGUCGGUGUCAAAUUUUUAAUUACUGUAUUCCUUACAUAUGUACAAUUGUGUUUGUACACUAUGAUUACAAUAAUCUUUCAUAUGAAUCAAAACUUUUCCCAUUUAAUCCGAAUAUAAAUUCAUCAUGUUCUUAUGAACCAUCAUCAUGUACAUCUCGUUUGCGUAUUCAACUCGAGCAAAUAACAUUUCUAAAAAAGCUCGAUUUUAAUCGUUCAAAAAUAGAUCAAUGUUGCCUUCAUUCAUUAACUCAACAGCCUAUAAUAUGCAAGAAUCAUCUUAAUUCUACGCAAUAUUCUAUUAGUAUUCUAUCUAUUAUUAUUUGUUUUUUAAUAGGCUUAAUUUUUAUUUCUAUUGGAAUAAUAACACAAUUACAUCUUAAUGAUUAUUUGAAAUCUUCUCAUAAGCAUGACGAAGACUUUCUUGAUACAAUACUAAAUUUUCAUUUUAGUAAUGGUACAUUAGGAUCAGGUAUUGAAAGAGCAACACCCGUUAAUUAUGAUAUAUUAACACAAGGACUAAGUCAUCAAAAUACACCAUCCACAACAAAGAUUCAUCAAAAUGAUGAUUUACUUUUAUUUGAUAUUGAUGAAGAAAAUGAAAUAUUUCAAAAAGAAUGUUUACAUAUUAAUCAUCAAGAGAAGCUACAGAAUGAAAUUAUUCGACAAUAUGAAUUAGGCAAUGAAGAAAUAAAAGCUACAUUGAAGACAAUUGAAAAUGAAUUUCAACAACAAAAAAAUGGAAAUUUACCAGAAAAUUCCAUUGAACGAAUUCGAGAUCUACUAGAAAAAGUCGAUCAUCUUGAUCUUUAUUUUCCAACAAUACAUCAACAAAUAUCAAUGGAUGAAAUAUCCAAUUCUAUAAGUCUCGACCAUCAACCCUCACCUAUUUCUGUUUUACAUCCACAUGUUCAUUUUCGCAUGAAAUAA
Molecule: messenger RNA, 1215 nt
Organism: Rotaria socialis
Lineage: Eukaryota; Metazoa; Rotifera; Eurotatoria; Philodinida; Philodinidae
Source: the annotation of a GenBank genome assembly